CUUAAAAUCCAAGUCUUGUUCGGGCUCGGACGCUUGGCGCUUUGGCUUCGCUCGUUUCAUGUCGCGGCCGAUGCCCUGCCCAACCGAGUGCAUUGAUUGUUGUUCUACCAUAUUAUCAAUGGAUCUAAUUCAGUGAAAUGUUGUGACUAAAUAACAAUGUCGAUGAAAUAGUUGUGCUGGUGUUAUAUUCUUGUUGUGCCGACUAGUGCAGUGCUAUUCAAUAUGACGGAGAAAAACAAAUCCGACAAGAUGACUAAUGCAUCGAAACCAGUUCCCAUGAAACUUUUUGCCGCCUGGGAAGUGGACAGGACACCUUCCAACUGUAUUCCAAGACUGUGCACACUGCGCAUCACGCGCCUCCGAGUGUGCGGCUCGCUGGGGGACGCGGGGGGCGGCGCGGGCGCGGGCGCGGGCGCCGUCAUUCUCGCCGCGCGCAUGCACAGCAGCAAGCGGACCCUACGGUCUAAUGACAUAGUGAUCCCGCCCAUGGACGUCGAGCUGGACCUGUGCUUCUCGCUCCAGUACCCGCACUUUGUGAAGAGGGAUGGGAACAAACUGCAGAUCAUGCUGCAGCGGCGCAAGAAGUACAAGAACCGCACCAUCCUCGGCUACAAGACGCUCGCCGAGGGCGUCAUCAAGAUGGACCAGGUACUCCAGCGCUCCAUGGACACGGAGCUCGAGCUCCACUCAGUCCGCGGCAAGGCGGCGGCGGGGGCGGGCGCGGGCGGGCAGCCCGUGGCGCGCCUCGGCAUCACCGGGCUCGCCUCCACGCCCGUCGACCAUGAUACUAAGAAUAAUAACACGAUGCUUAUUAAUGAACGAGGCUACUCGGACGAAGAAGAGGAAGGCGAGUUCAGCUCGAUGGAGGAGGCGGAUGACGUGACGUACGGAGAGCGGGCGCGCCGCCGCACGCACUGCCGCCAGCUCGAGUUCAACAAGACCGAUAUGAGCUAUACUAAGUUGUCGCGCAACUACUCGUCGAAGCAAGAGCGGGACAGCGACAGCGAAGUAGAAGAUAGAAACAAGCGGGCUGCGCGCGGGAAACUCGCGCAACGCAACCUGAAGCAGAAGUUCGCGGCCCUCCUCCGCCGCUUCCGAGUGCCGGAGGAGCUGGGCGAGCGCGGGGCGGCGCGGGGCGCGGGGGGCGCGCAGCGGGACAUCGACGAGCUGUUCCAGGAGCUAGAAUCCCUCUCCUGCGGCGAAGGCGACGACUCAGGGCCAGACCAGAUGGACACCAUUAGCAUCGGCUCCACGCCCAAGCCGUCCAUCCGGCCGUUCUUCAGCAGCAGCCGCUCGCUCGCCACGCAGAAGCACCAGCGAAUGUCUAAUGACUCAGUGUUCGCCGCGACGCGGCAGGGCAGCCUCGCCUCUACCGCCGAGGUCGUCGAAAAGAGAAGCCAUUUGACCACAGACUCAGACGGAGCGUUGAUACCGGACGAGCGGUCGGACGGCGCCAGCGACGGCGACGCGCCGGAGUACGGCCCCGCGGCGCGGACCAGCCCGCCCGCUGAUCAGAAGCCGCGCCGCAUGGCCGAGCAAGUCCGGCGGCUGCUGGGCGACGAGGCGCCGGACGCGGUGGCGCUAGCCCCGCCGGCGCUGGCGCCCGCGCUGCUCGCGCUGCACGUGCCCGCGCUGCUGGCGCCGCCGCACGAGCCGCGCGCCGCCGCCGCCGCGCUGCUAGCUGCUUGUAAUAAACCUAGCGGUCGCCGGAUGGGCUGCCGCGUGCUGGUGUGCGGCGGCGACGCGGCCGUGGCGGCGGCGCUGCGGGCGCACGUGGAGCUGUCCCCGCGCCGCCCCCCGGACGUGCCGUCCCCGCGCUUCCACCUCGUGCCCGCAGGUCCAAACACAGUGUGCCGCUACCUGUGCUCCACGGACGCGGGCUACGCGGCGCUGUUCGGCGGCGAGGCGUGGGCGGCGCUCAGCGACGGCGCGGGCGAGGCGCCCCCCGACGCCGCCGAGCUGUCCGCCAGGAUCGCCAGAUACCUGAACAGCAUAGGCCCCGUGACUCCGAUGCCGAUCGGCGAGGCGAUGCUGGCGUACCGCGAGCGCAACGAGCACGACGACGCCAGCCAGACCUUCGUGCCCUUCCUCGCUGAAGUCCGCGUGUGUUCCACCGAGAGCUCGGGCUCCGUGGAGCUGGAGGAGGGCUCGCCCCCCGCGCCCCGCGGCUCGCCCCCCGCCACCCCCGCGCCAGCCCCCGACCUGGACCUGCAGCUCGACUACUGGCCGGCACCGGGCUGGCAGGCGGACGGCGCGGACGGCAAGGUGACAGUCAAGGCUCAGUUCCGCGCGCUCACAGUUACUAGACACGGACCCCACCUCGCCAUCUCCUACACCACCAAGGAGAAGAAACAGAAGAUAAUGCGUCUGGGCAAGAAGCGCGAGAAGGGCUCUGAGGCGGAGCCGGGGCGCGCGCAGGCCGUGGACGGUGUCGCAAGGCUCAUCUGCAGCGCCAAGGGCUCGCACAACGCGCCGCUUAAAGUAUUCAUCGACGGCACUGAAUGGAACGGAGUGAAGUUCUUCCAGCUGUCCACGCAGUGGCAGACGCACGUCAAGACCUUCCCCGUGGCCACCAGCGGGGCGCCCCUCGCGCCGCCCGAGACGUAGGCCGUCCCACGCCCGAGACGUAGGCCGUCCCACGCCCACAGUGGAACAACACAGUAACCCAACCAGUAAUUGCUGAAGCAUGUGCGUUGUACGGUCUUAGGUCAUCUAGGUGGCCUGAUAUUGGCGUUCUGAAGCUUGGCUAAAUCAGCCCUUUUAAACUCGCUCCUGUAAAGCCAAGGUCAGUGGCUAAAUGCGAUAAGUCUGCUAUGUUGAUACUCCGACCACUGAUGAAGUCUUCUGAUGAUAGAUAGUUUUGCAAGGUGAGUCAGUAACAGUGGUGGGAGGCCACAGAGGCUACAAAAUUUCGGUUGCUCGCCUGUCGAUAUUGAGUUAGUAUUGUGAUGUUACUUUUAAUAAAUUUUCGUGAGUGUAUUGCGUUACGAUGAUAGAUUAACGAGUAUUAUUGUUCACAUGGAGCAGACAGUUAGGGUUCUCGCUCGAUAUUAAUACACGAGGUAGGUUUUAGAGCGAACAU
Messenger RNA from Plutella xylostella (diamondback moth), 3082 nucleotides. Its product is annotated as phosphofurin acidic cluster sorting protein KrT95D. Lineage: Eukaryota; Metazoa; Arthropoda; Insecta; Lepidoptera; Plutellidae. The record is from RefSeq and is a predicted model, not a curated record. Gene Ontology annotation, biological process: protein localization to plasma membrane.